ACACACCAGCGAAUUCAUACAGGAGAGAAACCAUAUUUCUGCUCUGACUGUGGGAAGAGUUUCAGAGAAAGAGGAACCCUGACAAAACAUCAGCGAAUUCACACAGGAGAGAAACCGUAUUGCUGCUCUGACUGUGGGAAGAGUUUCAUUCAGUCAGAACAUCUGAAAAGACACCAGCGAAUUCACACUGGAGAGAAACCAUUUUGCUGCUCUGACUGUGGGAUGAGUUUCAGUUACAGAGGAGCCCUGAAAGCACACCAGCAAAUUCAUCUAGGAUAUAGCCUGUAUUGCUGCUCUGACUGUGGGAAGAGUUUCAGUCGCUUAGGAAACCUGAAAACACACCAGCAAUUUCACACAGGAGAGAAACCGUAUUGCUGCUCUCACUGUGGGAAGAGUUUCAGUCAGUCAGGAGCCUUGAAUAAACACCUGCGAAUUCACACUAGAGAGAAACCAUAUAUCUGCUCUGACUGUGGGAAGAGUUUCAGCCACACAGAAUCCCUGAAAACACACCAGCGAAUUCAUACAGGAGAGAAACCGUAUUGCUGCUCUGACUGUGGGAAGAGUUUCAGUCAGUCAGGAGACAUGAAAACACACCAGCGAAUUCACACUGGAGAGAAACCAUAUAUCUGCUCUGACUGUGGGAAGAGUUUCAGUCACACAGUAUCCCUGAAAGCACACCAGCGAAUUCAUACAGGAGAGAAACCAUAUUGCUGCUCUGACUGUGGAAAGAGUUUCCGUUUUAAAACCAAUCUUCAUACACACCAACGAAUUCACACAGGAGAGAAACCGUAUCACUGCUCUGACUGUGGGAAGAGUUUCCGUACUAAAAAUGACCUUCGAGUACACCAACGAACUCAUACAGGAGAGAAACCGUAUUGGUGCUCUGACUGUGGCAAGCACUUCCGUCAGGCAGGAGCUCUGAAAUCACACCAGAGACGAAGCCCAUGUUCAUUCAGAACGAAACCUUAACCUUUCAUUAUGAGUCCCUGUGUAAUUUACUGUUUUGUGUAUCGCUCUAGAGCUUGAGAUUUAAAUGGUCAAAGUGCUGUUCAGCAACUAGCACUCUGAUUGUGUUAGAAAGUGGGCGGAGACGCGGACACGUCACAAGAGGCUUCUCUGCUGUCAGUUUAACUCAGGCUGUCAAUGCAGUCAGUGCCUGGGAGUGGGAAUAUGCAGAAAGGAAACUAUUCUGCACCUCAUCUGAUGGACGAGUCAGGAGAAAUUGAUAACUCAGUGUGGGGAAUGAGUUUCAAGGUUUAGCAUUUAAACUGCAUAGACUUGAAAAUAAAUACAUUGAUGGGAACGAGUAUCCCGACCCCGGUAUGUAGCAUCCCAGAGACAAGACUGCACCGUCCUUACUGGACAACCGCCUGGAGGGUUUGUCUUGUACAUUUUGUCACGUUUCUAGAACAAAUGAAUCAAAUCAAUGAUUGAAUAUUUUGCAAUGUGCAUUGUCCAUGCUUUUAUUUUACCCUGCUUUUGUAAACUGCACCAUGUAAUACAAGUGUAGCAAGCAUGUGUACGGGUCAUAGGUACAGAAACUCAGACAGGUUUUAUACCAACUCUUUCUUUCUCUUUUGCAGUGUUCGACCUUAAGAGUAGUUAAAGGGCUCCUCUGUGGUAUGAUUGUGUGGCACCUGCAGAUGUACAAGGGAGUGGAGAAAUGUGUAACAUUGUAGAGCUUACCAGGAAUAGGCCCCGGUAGCCAUGGCGACUUGAGGUGAAAUGGCCUGAUCACCAUAGUAACACCAAUAUGUAUUGGGGGAGAUCGCCUCUCCCGAAUUCCUGAGCUUUGGAGGCCCUGAAUAAACAAGAUCGUGUUGCACCUGGACUCCAAGGUCAGAGGUUGAAGAUGAAUAAUCCUUUGUGCUAGGGUUAGGUUUUCAGUAAGAAGAGAGAGUUACGGGUAACAGCCUUACAAGAGCUCUUCACAAUAUUCAACAGGGACACCCCAUAGUUUGAUCAACAUUAUAAGAAACUUAAAUAAAUCAAAAGGCCAUAAAAAGAAACUCGACCAACUGGGUUGCAAUCGAAGAAAGGAAAAGUCAACAAAUGUUGAACCAAUAAUGAAUGAACUGAUUCAGCCUGCUGCCACUGGUCAAAUUUACAGCAAGAGUUUUCCAAUCCACUGAGCGAGUCUGGGUUGUGUGACCAGGAAUACAAGCAAAUCCUACAGGAAAUCAGCCUCUGACGCUGGAACAUUGAACCACAAACAACAACUUCAUUCUAACCUGCAUCGACUACAAGACAAAGAUUGAGUAUCCCAACUCAACUAAAGUGCAGAGAUUGACAGAAUCUAUAUGUGGGAAUGUAAUACAUGUAGAAUUGAGUAUCCCAGCUCAGCUAAAGAGUGCAGAGAUUGACAGAAUCUAUAUGUGGGAAUGUAAUACAUGUAGAAUUGAGUAUCCCAGCUCAGCUAAAGAGUGCAGAGAUUGACAGAAUCUAUAUGUGGGAAUGUAAUACAUGUAGAAUUGAGCAUCCCAGCUCAGCUAAAGAGUGCAGAGAUUGACAGAAUCUAUAUGUGGGAAUGCAAUACAUGUAGAAUUGAGUAUCCCAGCUCAGCUAAAGAGUGCAGAGAUUGACAGAAUCUAUAUGUGGGAAUGUAAUACAUGUAGAAUUGAGUAACCCAGCUCAGCUAAAGAGUGCAGAGAUUGACAGAAUCUAUAUGUGGGAAUGUAAUACAUGUAGAAUUGAGUAUCGCAGCUCAGCUAAAGAGUGCAGAGAUUGACAGAAUCUAUAUGUGGGAAUGUAAUACAUGUUGAAUUGAGUAUCCCAGCUCAGCUAAAGAGUGCAGAGAUUGACAGAAUCUAUAUGUGGGAAUGUAAUACAGGUAGAAUUGCAGAACGAGAAAGAGUUAUAAAGUAUAAUCUGUGUAAUCUGCCAAGUGUUUAUCCUGUAGUACUUUGUAUUUAAUCACAUCCUGAUGUAACUAUCACUAUUUAAUCAUAUCCUGAUGUAUCUAUCACUAUUAUCUGCUGUAUUAUUGAAUUGUGGUUUGUCACACUUGAACAAAAAUUAUUGUAUUUCUUGCUCUUAUUGUAUUACUUGUAUUGUAACACUUGAAUGUAUUUGUAUUUGCUUGCGAUUGUAAGUCUGCUAAGAAAUAAAUAAUAAUAAUAAUAGUAAUAAUAUAACAGGCUGUGGCUGUAAGUCGCUGGACAAGAGAAACGGGUCAGUGUAAUAUCUGAUGGAACAAUCUGACAAUAUGAGACGUGUAAAUAUUUGAAGCGAUCUGGUUAAUUGUGUAACAGGUGCAGGAAUGAAUACAGGAUGGAUAAUAACACAUGGAACGGUGUUCAGUUUAAGGGUCGUGGAUUCUAACUGAAGGAUGUAUAAUUAAACAACAGCUUGCUAAAGCAUGAAUUACGAUUUUGUAAUAUCCUAUUAGAAUUUAAUAGGGUAUAGAUGGGGGCGGGGUAUAGAUUUUGCAAGGGAUUUAUUUACCAUUCGUACACAUAAAUACAUACCGAUGCAACUCAUGCUUUCACACACAAACAUUCUGCAACAUCCACAUUAUGAGGAGUCAAUGCCACGCUUACUACUAGAUCUGCAUUCGGUGUUGCUUAUUGUAAAUAAUUUCUUAUAAUACAAGUUAAAUUAACACAGAUGCAAAUUAUUUUGGAGCCUUCCCAGGGAAGAAAUGUGAAUAAAAUAAAACAUCCUAGUUCAAACAGCUGAGUGUAAAGGAUUGUGGGAAAUGUAUUCACUUGCAUCCACAUUAGCAUCUCUGUUCUGUAUUUUAGUGUUGUUUGGGGACUUCAGUUCCCAUGAUGCAUUUCGAGUUGCCAUGCUGCUCACACAAAUACGUGCGCUCCUUGAAGACAAGUGGAGGUGCUGAAAGCGAUGGAUAAUGCAGCACCGUACAAGAAAAAGAAAGAUGCUGCUGCAGAUUUCAACAUUCCCACAAGCACUUUGAAAACCGUUCUGAAAUAACGGGAUACAAUAAUACAGGCCUGUGAACAGCAAACUGCAUGCAAGUCGUCAGCGUUUCUGAUUUGCUCAAUACCUGAUGCUGAGGACGCCUUGCUUCUGUGCUUUAAAAAUGCCUGUGAUCAGAAUGUGCCUGAAUCUGGGAGCACUAUGAGACACAGCACUGAGGAAUAGAUUUCUAUUUUAUAUUGUGACAGAGGGAGUGCAUGAGCAGAUUUGGUUUCAAGUUUCCCCUCUCUCCCUGUACUCCUUGCAGGGGGGUGAACAGAAUGCUGUUCAGUCUGCACUGUGGAAUGUGAACACAGGAAACUCAUUUAUGGCUGGUUUCUAAAGGGUGCAGUCUUUCUUGAUUGGAUAUUGUGAACUGUUUUAAAACUGUCAUUCUCUUAUUGGAUAUCAGUAAGUGUUUGUGCCCCUAUAUACAUACCAUUGCUGAAUGUGUAUGAGUCAGAGAAACAUUUACAUACUGACUGUUUCUGCUUCUCUCCAGAACUCUUUAUUAAACUACAGGCAGUGGACAAAAAAAUGGAAACACCCGGGUAAAUGAGGGACACCAAGUAUAUUGAAAGCAAGGGCUUCCACACAGGUGUGGCUCAUGCGCUAAUUAAGCAAAUAACAUUCCAGCAUGCUUGUAACCAGGAGGUCCCCGGUUCAAAUCCCACCUCAGCCACUGACUCAUUGUGUGACCCUGAGCAAGUCACUUAACCUCCUUGUGCUCCAUCUUUCGGGUGAGACGUAAUUGUAAGUGACUCUGCAGCUGAUGCAUAGUUCGCACACCCUAGUCUCUGUAAGUCGCCUUGGAUAAAGGCGUCUGCUAAAUAAACACAUAAUAAUAAUAAUAAUAAUAAUAAUAGAGUCAUGUAUAAAAAUGCUGGACAGGCCUGGUUGCCUAUAAUUAUGGCUAGCAUGGCUGCUAGAGGAGACCUCAGUGACUUUGAAAGAGGGGUGAUUGUUGGGGUGCGUUUGGCAGGAGCUUCAGUGACCAAGACAGCUCAACUUGUUAAUGUUUCAUGAGCAACGGUGUCUAAGGUGAUGUCGGCAUGGAACUCUGAGGGAAAGACAUCAUCAGCAAAGGGCAAGAGUGGGCGGAAGCGCAUACUCCAGGAUCAUGAUAUCCGUGCAUUAAUUCAAAGUGCAAGGAAAAACAGACGAGCAACUGCAGAUCAAUUGACUGCAUAUUUCAACCUGGGAAGCGAGCAGCCAGUUUCAACAAAAACGGUCCGGCGAGAACUCCACAGAGCGGGAUACCAUAGUAGCCCAACACCCUAUUAAGUGACUUUACAUUGGGGUUUCAAUUUUUUUGUCUAUUACCUGUAUAUUACUGAUUAUCAACUCUCGGAGAAUCUUAUUUCAGUUUUGGCCCCUACACUUUCAAUACCUCCCUGCAUUGCUUGCUGUUCCCUGUUUAAUAAAGUAUUGGUAUUAAACUCUUGUACUGGAGCAGUGUGGAGUAGUGGUUAGGGCUCUGGACUCUUGACCGGAGGGUUGUGGGUUCAAUCCCCAGUGGGGGACACUGCUGUUGUACCCUUGAGCAAGGUACUUUACAUAAAUUGCUCUAGUAAAAACCCAACUGUAUAAAUGGGUAAUUGUAUGUAAAAAUAACGUGAUAUGUGAAAUAAUGUAUAAUGUGAUAUCUUGUAAUAAUUGUAAGUCGCCUUGGAUAAGGGCGUCUGCUAAGAAAUAAAUCAUAAUAAUAAUAAUUGUACUGAGUGCAUCAUUCUGCGUUAACCCAUUCCAGAGACUCACCCCCAAGUGUUUAGUUUAGGCUCAAACUUCUUCCAUAAAUUGUAAUUGUGAUAUAAACAGAAUACCACUAAGGGGAAACCUUUACUGUCUCAGUCUUUUUUCUGUGUUGACCAAUCAUGUAUAUAAUACAUGAAGGGUUGUGUCCACUGUCUCCCAAUGCAGGAGUUAGGAUAUGUUGCAGUGGAGCUGCACUGACUCAUGCUGGAGGCUCUUUGCAGUAUUAUUAACAUAUGGAUGCAGUGUUCAGUGUAAUAAGAGAUUAGAGAAGACUGUUGCUAGACUGUUGUAGUGUUUUAUUAUGAUGAUGAUGAUGAUGAUGUCAGUGCUCUGUGCAGUAAAGGGUUACCUGGAGGUGUUUUGUGCAACUGGUCCCUGGUUUUCAUGAAUUGUGACUGAUGACAUUUAAGAC
Acipenser ruthenus (sterlet) is the source of this 6085-nucleotide messenger RNA. RefSeq names its product gastrula zinc finger protein XlCGF7.1-like. Gene Ontology annotation, biological process: regulation of transcription by RNA polymerase II. The transcript has a single exon. The record is from RefSeq and is a predicted model, not a curated record. Gene Ontology annotation, molecular function: DNA-binding transcription factor activity, RNA polymerase II-specific; RNA polymerase II transcription regulatory region sequence-specific DNA binding. Gene Ontology annotation, cellular component: nucleus. The annotation marks the transcript as partial. Lineage: Eukaryota; Metazoa; Chordata; Actinopteri; Acipenseriformes; Acipenseridae.